AUGCUAACGAGCGCGGCCUGUGGAACAUGGAGCCCCACAAGAGACGAGACCACAAACAUCGGUGAGUCGAGACAGGUCUCACAGAGUUGGCUGGAACGCCUCUGGAAUGGAUUUCUGGGAAUUCUGUCGGGGAACACGCGACAAGACGGCCCCCUCAUCAUCGGGGGAUCCCCCGCUAGCAUCACGCAAGCCCCGUUCAUGGCCUACCUGUACGCCACAUUCCCCAAGCAGGGGUUAUCGAAGCCAACUAAGGAAUGCAGCGCCUCCAUCCUCAGCGAGCAGUGGAUCCUCACGGCAGCUCAUUGCAUCUAUGACGAUGCAAGCAACAUCGCUACUCAGAUAACUGCCCGGGUGGGAAGUGCAGAUCGGACGUCUGCGGCUUCAAUCAAAGCGGAUAGAUGGUUAGCUUAUCCAAGCUACAACAAGAGUGACCCUACGAAGAACUAUGAUGUGGCCUUGAUCCACUUACCCAAGCGUCUAACGUUUAGCAGCACUGUCCGGCCCAUAUGCUACCCUCAGUCGGACAACGUCUUGGGAACAAGCAUUUCUUGGUGCGACAAGAAGGCCUAUGGUUGGGGGUACCUUCAGGCCACCGACCAAUAUGGUUCCACCAUAUUGCAAAAGCUAAUUGUUCAAGUGACGCCGACUACCACUGACUGCACCACCUACACCGACGAAAGAAUCAUUUGCGUGAAGGGAGAUCCACCGUCCAGCGGCGUUUGCCACGGAGACAGCGGUGGACCGUUGGUGGUGCUAUACGGUAUUGCCUACGUGACCGGGAUCGCCUCCUACGUUCAAGAUGAAUCAUGCGUGACUGGUGCUGCAGGCUACACGAGAGCCUCUACGUACGCCUCUUGGGUCAAGUCCACCAUCGGAGCUUGACGGAGCAUCGAGGAGGACGAAUGGAUGUUGUGAUCUUGAUGCCAGGGUGGAUAUGCGACUUUUCCACUGUUUCGUGUGUUUAUAUGCACGCAAAGAGUGAAUGGGAAGUCUGACCUUCGCGUUCGCGGUGACUCGUGUAUUUCUAUGGACACGUUCGGGCACUCUGUGGGUAUCUACUCUCCCUGGCCAAAGAACAAGUUUGGUGAUAUUGCGAAAGAAAUCUGAUACUGGCGCCUGAAGAGAUUCGAGAAGGGAAUGAAUGAAAAUUAUCGUUUGGACAUGAGUGAUCGAGGACUCGGGGGAAAUUGUGAUGUUUUCACGAAAAGUGAAUUUCGUGUCCUAUGAUUCUUUGUUCACACGUCAAGGAAAAUUCUCUAGAUCGUUUCAUUUUGUGUCGUAUGGUCGUAUGGGAAGGUGCACAAGCUUGGGAAUGCAUAUAAUGAAUGGAUAUCCAUAUAUAGGCAUGUACUGUACAUAGCGUUUCAACCGAGAGCAAAAAAAGUCUGGUUUGGUAAGAUCAUUUCAUGGCAAUAUCAUG
Molecule: messenger RNA, 1420 nt
Organism: Darwinula stevensoni
Lineage: Eukaryota; Metazoa; Arthropoda; Ostracoda; Podocopida; Darwinulidae
Source: the annotation of a GenBank genome assembly